Molecule: messenger RNA, 801 nt
Organism: Gossypium arboreum
Lineage: Eukaryota; Viridiplantae; Streptophyta; Magnoliopsida; Malvales; Malvaceae
Exons: 2
Coding region: 101-619 (172 amino acids)
Cellular component (GO): chloroplast
Source: RefSeq, a predicted model, not a curated record
UUCUCACCAUCCACGUUAAAACUGUGAUAGUGCCACCACCUUAUCUUUUUAAACCAUCCAAUUCCAAAAGGUGAAGAAGAACACUGGUUCAAAUUCAACCAUGGCCGAAACAUAUAUGAACAUGGGCUACACAAUUCUCACACCUCCAAUGAUACCCAUUUUCCCCAAGGAAAUAAACUCCUUAAAAACCAAUCGUUCCGCCAUUGUCAUUGCCGCUAAAGCUUUUAAGUUCUGCAAUUAUCGAAGAGCUCACCGCAUUUCUUGUGCUGCUGCAAGAAGAAGAAUCAGAUAUGAAAACGAUGAUGAUGAAGAAGAAAAAGAAAAUGGGUAUAACGAAGAGAUCGCAAUGCUCGAAAUUUAUAGCCAAUCCGCUAGAGAAGAAGCUCUUAUUGUUCAUGCACUUGUGGAUGAACAAGAAGUUGAGGUUCUUAUUUUCAAGGGGUUUUCAUCGUGUUUGAGCUAUGGGACAUCACCAGAUCCAUCAAAGAGUGUAAUACCAAAAAGAGCAGUGAUAAACUCCAUUGAUAGAAUCAAAGGUCCUUUCGAUCCUUCCAACAUACAAUACAUUGAAAAGGGUCUCGAUUGGGAAUCUUUCAAGUCCCGCUUAGCUUCUACCUAGCAGGAAAAUCAAGAAAAUAAAUAAUAAUCCAAAAAAAAUUGAAAAUCUAGUCAAAUUAUAAUGUUAGUUUGUUCAGUUUCAAAUUUUAUUCAAUUAAAAAAUUGAUUUUAAGAUGUUCAUUCAAUCUAUCAAUUUAAUUUGUUUAAAUUUGAUUUUAUCCAAUACCUCUGUUAUUAAAUAAA